UCCAUGUUUAUUUUCUUUUCGGUGUUACAAAUAUUUUUGUCUGUCAAAACAGCAAAGUCCAAAAUGGCAGCUGACGAUGAUGGUGAUGUGUUUGAAAUAACAGAUUUCACAACUGCUUCUGAAUGGGAAAGGUUCAUAUCCAGGGUGGAAGAAAUUCUACAUGAGUGGAAGCUGGUUACCUCCACACCAAAAUCUCCUGCCCCAAAGGGAUCGUAUACAACGGGAGCCUGGGAGGAGAAGACAUCCAGCUUAAAGUUUGCGGACUUCAAUUUUACACUGACUCACAUCUGGCUACAGUGGCGCGAUGAAAGAAGAGAGAAAUCUUCAGAAAAAGAGAGCGGGGAAGAGGAGGAUGAAAGUGACAUUGAGGUGACCCCAACAGUGUAUGGGGACUUGAUGAACAUGGAUAAUGACUUUCCGUCCAGGGCUCACUGUGUCUGCAGAUGGUAUGGCGUACAAGACUUUGUGACGUUGGUUCCAGCAGGCAACACAGAGGCUGUCUUGGGGGAGAGUCGAAUGAAAAUACUUGUGUCAUCUGUCAACAUAGCGCUCAGUGAUGCAGGCUGUAUUGUUCCAGUGUUUGUUCAGAUACACCAGAAGUGGCGCCGGCUCUACCAGGGUACCUGUAUACUGCCUGGAUCAUCUGUGGAGUUUGGGAUGGUUCACCUGAAACGUACCCCCCCGCAGUACAAUCAUCUUGCUGGGCUGCUGGAUGUGUUUAAAGCCAAACUGGGCACUGUAGUUGAUCACAGGCCCCCAGUGUCAGUGGCUGUGAGGUUUCUGUACAUGCUAUAUGAGUGGGUAAAUGCACCCUGGAGUCAGCCAUUACCUGUGUCUGCCAGUAAAGUUAGAAAACGUGAUGACUUUGAUGGCGAGGUGGGAUGUUCAGGAUUUGACAAGCUGCCUUUUGGAGCCUGUGAAGAUCCCGUCAGUGCUCUGAACCUGUACUGCACAUGGCCGAGCCUGUCCGAGGAUAUGAUUGUGGAAAACCAGGUCUACUCGGACCUGGACCCACUUCAGGCCCCACUCUGGUCAGUCAGGGUUCAGAUGACAGAAGACCCACAGUGUCUUCUGGGAGAGUACCUAAGCCAAUUCUUAGCCCUGUGUCACAGACAGGAGACCCUGGAACAACUGCUUGGAGGAUUAGGGCAGGAAAUGAGGCAGAGUGAUUCCACUGGUGACAUCAGCACAGCUCUACAGCGGUUAACGGAACCCCAACUGUCAUAUAACAUGCCUUCACUGUCCUCGUACGUGGCCCAUCCCCCUAAACAAGGAGCUGUCAAGCCCACAUUGACUCCUAUAGAGGGAGAUAUGCUCACGCAGAUAUUACAGCACCUGUUCCCUGAUAGUGUUAAACCCAUGUCAGGGGAUACAAGCGAAGAAUCAGGGGAGGAAACUGCAACACAACGUCUGGAGUUACCCAGACAGCUGAAAUCUGCCCCAGUGGAAAGUCUCCUCUACCGGUUUGCCAUCACUCUGUGUGUACUCAACCAUAACAACGGGGGGAUUCUGGCCGUCGCUCAGAUGUGGCAGGAGUUUGUCCUUGAAAUGAGAUACAGAUGGGAACACUCACACACUGUUGUUGGAGUCGAGCAGGGACCACCAAACCUGGGUUCUUGCAUCCUUCAGCAGAAGUUACAGAUGCUGAACUGUUGUAUAGAACACAAGAAAAAGAGGGAACAGCUACACAAGGGGUACACAGGGGAAAUCCAGUCACCUUCUUCCCCCUUCAGAGGCCCCUCAACUUCCCAAGUGUCAAGGUCAAUGUCACAUGAUGAAUGUAUGAAUAUAACUGAUGUCACUUCUAUAAAUAGCCCCCUUGGAGCAUGUGCAAUAGAGGAGGAAGUUACUGGAAAUGAUGCUUGUGAUAAAAAUAACCAGUCUUAUUCUAAAAAUAGAAAUGGUGUUAAAAAUAGAAAUAAAGGAAGUGCAAUACGAACCAAUGAGAAGAGAGAUUCACAGAGGUUAGCAAGUUCAGGUGAAUCCAGUGAUGACGAAUUCUUUGAAUGUAAUGACGAUGAAGCAAACCAGUCAGAUGAAAAAGAUGUAGACACAACCUCAGAAAAUAGAAACAAGUCACAGGGGACAACCAGCGAGCAGACGACAGAGGGUGAGGAGAUGGAAGAUAAUGAAAACCAGACUGAAAAUGAAAUUGAUUGUCAAGAUGAAGAUCAGACUGGUUUAGAAGGUGAUGAAAAUAGAGAAGCAUCAUCAGAAAACCCUGAUUUGACUGGUUCACAGACAACACAGGAUACAAAUAGUCUAAGUAAUGUGUCAGUAGUCAGUGACACUCAGUAUAAGGAAAGUUACUCUCACUCCCCAGAAGGGCGAUUGGCUACUUUUCAGGAUCUUCGCUUGAUUAACUGUGAUGACAGAAUGUACAUACCGGUCACCCAGGAGCCUGCACCAAUGACUGAAGAUAUGCUAGAAGAACACGCAGAGGUCCUUGCAAAAUUGGGAACAUCAGCAGAAGGGGCGGAGUUAAGGGCACGGAUGCAAAGUGCCUGUCUUCUUUCUGAUAUGGAGUCUUUCAAGGCAGCCAAUCCCGGUUGUGUUCUGGAUGAUUUUGUGAGAUGGUAUUCACCCCGGGACUGGAUCGAGGAACAAGUUGAAGAUGAACAUGGGAACUUGAAAACUGAAGGUCAGUUAAGCGUGCGAAUGCAGAUACCCGGGAAUAUGUGGGUAGAAGUCUGGCAGACAGCACGACCUGUUCCAGCUCGCAGACAGAAGAGGCUCUUCGAUGAUACAAAGGAGGCUGAAAAGGUGUUGCACUACUUGUCAUCUUUAAAACCGUCAGACGUCGUGGUUCUGUUGAUGCCAAUGUUGAUUCAUGCUGCUCUUCUCAAGGCCAUGGAAAAUGAGGAUAAAGACAUUCCUGUACUGAAACAGGCGAUUGAACAAGCGUGCAACAAGGCAUCCCAAGUAACAAGAGCACCACAGCAAGAUGCGAAAAGAUACGAGGAGUGUAUACGGAUGAUUAUGCAAGCGGAGGUGAUAAUUGCUCGGAGCUUGUCUUUGAAGACUAAGUUCACCUCUGAACUGCUUGAACACCGUGAUGCAACCACAGAACUGCAGGUGUUUGUACGCAGUGUCCUUCAGAACUCUGAGGUCACGAUCCGUGGAGGCCCAAUGGGCCCAGCUGGUUCUGUGAUAACAAAACUGUUCCAGUCUGCCAUGAGGGCUUCAUACAUGAUACUUGACGAUGAUGACACAGGGACCACACAACCUUCACUGGCUGAAGAGGAUUCCACCCACAAUUCAUCAGUUCCAAACUUCCCACGCCCCUUGGCUCGCGAGUAUAUCCUGCGAACGAUCUUGCCCCGUCCAGCACCGUACUCCCGAACUCUUCCACAACGCAUGUACUGUUGUAUAGAAGAGGAUGAGUUCCGUCUCGCUGGAGCGUUUAGUAGCGAUACUGUAUUUCAAUGAUAUUAGUGGAAAUUGAAUAAUGAUAUCAAUUGAUAUGACAAUGAAAUCGGAUUUUGAUCUUGACAAUGACUCACAAUACUGGCAAUAGAAUAUAUUGACUCCAAGACAACAUGCAUUUAUUUUAAAAUUGUCCAGGGUUAUCAUUUGACUUCUUAAUCUCUUCAUUGGUUAAACAGUUAUAAAUAUUUAUAUCAGGGUGGUCUGGCAUCAAUUCAACUGGUUGAAUUGUUAUUCAUAUUUAUAGUUGUUUUCUCUGUCCAGGCUGUAACUUUGUCAUGCACUGAGGUAUUUUGAAAUACAUUGGCAUAUAUGUGUUCGGUACAUAAAGGUGAUGAGUCAGGUGCAAAAUCCAUGACCAUACAUCAAAGCUCAAGGUCACUCUUAUAGUUUGAUCAUUAUGGAUUUCUGCAAAUAUGCACACAAAUAUAGUUGGCUGGGUCCAGGCUGUAACCUUGGCAGUCACAGAAAAUUAAUUUCACAUGUGUUUGGUACAAAAAGGUGAUGUGUCACAUGCAAGACCCAUGUCCCUAUGUCAAAGUUCAAGGUCAUACUCAGAGUUUAAUCAUUAUGCAAUUUUGCAUAUAUGAUCAUAGAUAGAAUAUCUGUGGCUAGCCGAUAACUUUGUCAUGCAUAGAGGGAUUUUAAAUUAUUUUGGCUCAUGUGUUCUUUGCAUUAAGGUUAGACCCAUAUCCUUAUGUCAGAGUUCAAGGUCACAUUCAAGUGUUUAAUUAUAAUGGAACCCUGCAUAUUUGCACAUAGAAAGAGUUGGUCGUGGCUGACCUUGAGGGAUUUUAAAACUACUUGUGUUGCGUACAGUAAGAUGCCCUGUUGCGUGCAAGACCCCCGCCCAAACUUUUCAGUCCUACUUCAUGACUCCUCUCACUUGAGGUCAAUUAUCAUGGCGUUUGGUGUAUGCUUGUCAAUCAUUAUGGGGUUUGGCAUAUGCUUAUAAUUUGAGUUAGCAUUUCCUGAAUGUAGGCAUAUUAGUAAUUGCAUAUUCUAUUAGGCUGGAUGUUAUUAUGGGGGCAUUCGUCACCUAUUGUGACAGCUCUUGUUGUUUUUUAUUUGUUUUUAUUUUUGUGGGUGAGCAUGUAAAGGUUCUUUGUGAUAUUAAAUAAAAAAUCAGAUGGCACCAGUUUGCAUUCACUCCAUGUGCUGUAUGAUGUUUAUUUGGCAAUGGGUGGCUUAUUUUUGUAACAGAUUAUUGUUUUAAUUCAUUUAUUCACCGUUUGAAUAAUGAAGAAAAAGGUCUUUAUAUGUUGUUUUUUUAUUAUUAUAACAAUAUGACUUGUUUUUGAUCUAAAAAUGAUUUUCAUUGUACUUUAUUCAAAAUAAAUUAUGAACAUGA
Molecule: messenger RNA, 4777 nt
Organism: Mya arenaria
Lineage: Eukaryota; Metazoa; Mollusca; Bivalvia; Myida; Myidae
Product: rab3 GTPase-activating protein catalytic subunit-like
Exons: 26
Coding region: 4-3429 (1141 amino acids)
Biological process (GO): positive regulation of GTPase activity
Molecular function (GO): GTPase activator activity
Source: RefSeq, a predicted model, not a curated record